CUCCACUCCCUCCGCCUUGCUCCCUCCGCCCUCCUAGGGCUCUGGCGGCCGCGGAGUGAACGGGACGGGCCCGGCCGCAGAGCGCGGGGCGGCGGCUGGGACGCGGGCGCCCGGCCGAGUUGUUCCGGCCCUGUCGGCGGAGACGUGAGGAGGCUUCUGUUCGUGACCGCGUCUCGCCCUCGCGCUCCCCCUGCCUCCGCCCGGCACUUUGCUCCGCUCCUGCUGUGGAUGCUUGUGGUUUUUGCAGUUUGGGAUGGGCUGCGUCCUGGGCAGAUCUCUACCUGCAAGGAACGCCCCGCUUCGGAGUUGACCGCCUGGCCCCGAGAAUCCUCUGUCCAGGUGGAUGUGGAAAGAGAAGUCUGUAGAAUUGAAAUGGAGGUCAGAGCUUCAUUACAGAAGGUUAGUGGGUCAUCGGAUUCUGUGGCUACACUGAACAGUGAAGAGUUUGUUUUGGUUCCUCAGCAUGCAGAUGAUACUUCUGCAAAAGAUGAUGAAAAACCUGAACUGAAGGUAGUUUCUAAUGGUGAUGAACAAUUGGAGAAAGCCAUGGAAGAGAUUCUGAGAGAUUCUGAGAAAGGGCAAAGCAGUCAUCUUGUUGAUUGUCAAAGUUCCAGUGAGAUUUCAGACCAUUCAUUUGGAGAUGUUUCAACCAGUCAAACAAAUAAGCCAUCGCUUCAAUUAAUUUUGGAUCCCUCAAAUACAGAAAUUUCUACACCCAGACCAUCUUCUCCAAGUGGAUUACCUGAGGAAGAUAGUGUUUUAUUUAACAAACUGACCUACUUAGGAUGUAUGAAGGUUUCUUCCCCACGUAAUGAAGUGGAGGCUUUACGGGCAAUGGCAACUAUGAAAUCUUCCAGUCAUCACCCCUUUCCUGUUACUCUGUAUGUACCUAAUGUUCCAGAAGGUUCUGUGAGAAUUAUAGACCAAUCCAACAAUGUGGAGUUAGCUUCUUUUCCGAUCUAUAAGGUGUUAUUCUGUGCACGUGGACAUGAUGGGACAACAGAGAGCAAUUGCUUUGCAUUUACAGAGAGUUCCCAUGGUUCAGAAGAAUUUCAGAUACAUGUUUUCUCCUGUGAAAUUAAAGAGGCUGUAAGCAGAAUUUUAUAUAGUUUCUGUACAGCAUUCAAACGUUCUUCCAGGCAAGUGUCUGAUGUUAAAGACUCAGUUAUUCCUACCCCUGACAGUGACGUGUUUACCUUCAGUGUCUCCUUGGAGGUAAAAGAAGAUGAUGGAAAAGGAAACUUUAGUCCUGUGCCUAAGGAUAGAGAUAAAUUUUAUUUCAAAUUAAAACAAGGAAUAGAGAAGAAGGUUGUGAUUACAGUGCAGCAACUUUCUAACAAAGAAUUAGCUAUUGAAAGAUGUUUUGGAAUGUUAUUAAGCCCAGGUCGAAACGUGAAGAACAGUGACAUGCAUUUACUGGAUAUGGAAUCCAUGGGAAAGAGCUAUGAUGGGAGAGCUUAUGUUAUUACUGGCAUGUGGAACCCCAAUGCACCAAUAUUUCUGGCACUUAAUGAAGAAACCCCAAAAGAUAAACGAGUAUACAUGACUGUGGCAGUGGAUAUGGUAGUCACAGAGGUGGUGGAGCCUGUGCGCUUUCUCCUGGAAACAGUAGUACGUGUGUAUCCUGCAAAUGAGCGAUUUUGGUAUUUCAGUAGAAAGACUUUCACAGAGACUUUCUUCAUGAGAUUGAAACAGUCUGAGGGAAAAGGUCACGCCAAUGCUGGAGAUGCAAUAUAUGAGGUAGUAAGUCUUCAGCGACAAUCUGAGAAGGAGGAACCAGUCACUCCCACUAGUGGAGGGGGUCCAAUGUCACCACAGGAGGAUGAAGCAGAAGAGGAGAGUGAUAAUGAACUUUCAAGUGGAACAGGCGAUGUGUCUAAGGAUUGUCCUGAGAAGAUCCUAUAUUCUUGGGGAGAAUUGCUAGGAAGAUGGCACAGUAACCUUGGUGCACGACCAAAGGGGCUGUCCACUCUAGUGAAGAGUGGAGUCCCUGAAGCACUGAGGGCAGAGGUAUGGCAGUUAUUAGCAGGUUGCCAUGACAACCAGGCAAUGCUGGAUAGAUAUCGCCUUCUUAUCACAAAGGACUCAGCCCAGGAGAGUGUCAUCACUCGAGAUAUUCAUCGUACAUUUCCUGCACAUGAUUACUUUAAAGAUACUGGAGGAGAUGGCCAGGAAUCACUCUACAAGAUCUGCAAGGCCUACUCCGUCUACGACGAAGACAUUGGGUACUGUCAAGGACAGUCCUUUCUUGCUGCUGUAUUGCUGCUGCAUAUGCCAGAGGAACAAGCAUUCUGUGUUUUGGUGAAAAUCAUGUAUGACUAUGGUUUACGAGAUCUCUACAAAAACAACUUUGAAGAUCUUCAUUGCAAGUUCUAUCAGUUGGAAAAACUAAUACAGGAGCAGUUACCGGACCUGCACCACCAUUUUUGUGUUCUGAACCUGGAAGUUCAUAUGUAUGCCUCCCAGUGGUUCCUCACUCUUUUUACAGCCAAAUUCCCACUCUGCAUGGUCUUCCACAUCAUCGACUUACUGCUUUGUGAGGGUUUGAAUAUAAUCUUUCAUGUAGCCUUGGCUCUCCUAAAGACCUCAAAGGAAGAUCUUCUGCAGGCUGAUUUUGAAGGUGCUUUAAAGUUUUUCAGAGUUCAGCUUCCAAAGAGAUACAGGGCGGAGGAAAAUGCCAGAAGAUUGAUGGAGCAGGCUUGCAAUAUUAAGGUACCAACCAAGAAACUGAAGAAAUAUGAGAAAGAAUACCAGACAAUGCGAGAGAGUCAGCUGCAGCAGGAAGACCCAAUGGAUAGAUACAAGAGGGAGAACCGGAGACUCCAGGAAGCCAGCAUGAGGCUGGAACAAGAGAAUGAUGACCUCGCCCAUGAACUAGUCACCAGCAAAAUUGCUCUGCGAAAUGACUUGGAUCAGGCGGAAGACAAGGCAGAUGUGCUGAAUAAGGAGCUCCUCUUGACCAAACAGAGGCUGGUGGAAACCGAAGAGGAGAAGAGGAAACAGGAGGAAGAGACUGCCCAGCUAAAAGAAGUCUUCCGGAAACAGCUGGAGAAGGCAGAGUACGAGAUCAAGAAGACCACAGCUAUCAUUGCUGAGUAUAAGCAGAUCUGUUCCCAAUUAAGUACCAGACUGGAGACGCAGCAAGCAGCCAGCAAGGAGGAGCUGGAAGUGGUAAAGGGUAAAAUGAUGGCUUGUAAACACUGCAGCGACAUUUUCAGCAAAGAGGGCACUCUGAAGCUCGCAGCCGUAAGCAGGGAGGAGCAGGGGCUGGAACUGGAUGAUGAGAAGGAUUCCCUGAAGAAGCAGCUGAGGGAGAUGGAGCUGGAGUUGGCACAAACCAAACUGCAGCUGGUGGAGGCCAAGUGCAAAAUCCAGGAACUUGAACACCAGAGAGGAGCCCUUAUGAAUGAAAUCCAAGCUGCAAAAAACUCUUGGUUUAGCAAAACCCUGAACUCUAUCAAAACGGCCACAGGCACCCAGCCACUGCAGCCACCGCCGGCCACCCAGCCACCCAAGGAGAGCACAUAGUUCCAGCCUCACCCAAGCACAAGAGCACAACGAUCAAAGUGACAGACACCCAGGAGGAGUCUCCCAGUAUCCCUUUACUGGAAAGUAAAGGAGGCCAGAAAGCAAGCCAGGAUCUCUCAGUAGCCCUCACUCUUUCUUGUUUGACACUUUGCAAAGGGAUGUUAUUUAAACUGACCUGAGUUUUAUUGAAUACCUGCUUUCGAACCUCUUCAUGGAAGGCCAUGUUCAGUUCCAUCAUAGUAUUACACACUAUUUUAUAUGCCUGAUGUUUAGUUGGAAAUAAGUAAUUCAGAACUAAAUGAUUUUUAUUUAGAACUAAUUAUUAAUAAUUACUUUCAUCUUACAUAAAAAUGGAGAUGUCUUUUAUUCCAAGGUUAAAGUGAAAAGAUGAUAUUUGUCACAGAAAAAGAAAAGAAAGAAAGAGAAAGAAGAAAGAAAGAAAGAAAGAAAGAAAGAAAGAAAGAAAGAAAGAAAGAAAGAAAGAAAGAAAGAAAUUAAAAUCUAAACGUCUUAACGUUUCAGGAUUUAUUCAGAUUAAAGCACACUGUGGGGCCGUUCAUGACAACUGUGAGGUUUCUCUCUGAAAGUGACUCCCUGGAAAACGAUUAUCCUGUCCAAAGAAUAAACCGGGGAUUGAACAGUCCCCAAAAAGAAUUAAUUUCUUUUCAUUUUCUGUUGGGUAUAUCUGGAAAUGAAGUGCCAAGAACCAUGGAAUAAGAUAGACUAUUGAAAAAACACACUAGAUGAAAGGAACUGAGAUUUUGAUAAACGCAGGAUAAGAGAAAUCAUUUGGCCCUAGUAUCCUAACAGGUCUUUUUGAGAAACUCUACACAGGAAUUGCAGAUUCCUAAGUAUGAACACAGUUACGACUUCCAGCAAGCGCUAAGUCAGAAGUGCUAUUGCGAGCUGUAGCAUUAGGGAACCUUUACCAGAGAAGCCUAGAAAGGCCCAGUUUGGCCACCGUGCUUCAUAUGAAAUAGAGAACCAGGGACAGAGUAUUUCAUUUAAUGUUGACAUAGAUUUGCUAAGGAAACACUAAUAUACUAUACCUUUUCAAAGUUCUGGAAUGGGGAAUAAAGGUCAGCUUCACAUCAUCUUAGUUUACUGUUAGAUAACUUUUACUGAUGUCUGUAUCUCCCUAAAAAAUGUGUCCUUGGCACCCCAGAUAAAGAGAUGCAAAUGUAUUGGUAACAUUUUUGAUUGAAUAUAAAAUCUUUAUAGAAAUGCAUAUCUCAUGGAACGUUAAAGCUAUUGUUUAAAAGUUGGUGGAAAUAGUUUUUUUCAAUUAUAUUUAACAGGUCUAUUUAAAUAGUCCUUGCUGGAAAUCCUUUGGUAACAGCAAAACUAAUUUUCCCAUUUUCUAAGCUCAUUCAGAGGCUUUGGCCCUUUUACGCCAACCAAACUACUGUUGGCUAUGUAUAAUAACACUUAUUGAUACUCAUCCUUGGCUUCAUUGUUGAACAUACUCUUGCAACAAAUCUUAAACUCUUGUAGCGCCAGAGUGAUUUUCAUCUGUGCCAUAUGUUGCAAUUAAAAGCAAUACGUUCUUGGAAGUAAAAAUUAAAUAAGAACUAUCUCAACUCCAGGAGCAUGUGUUAAGUUGCUCAUGGUAGAUCCUUUCCUCCAAAAUGAUCAUUAAACUCUAAAAAGUUAAGUCCCUAUCAUUGAGUUAUUAUAUCCUUUACAACCCAUAAAACUAAUAUGGAUGGUAGCCUUUGUUACACUCAUCAAAUAAUACUUUUCUUACAGAAUUCUUUGUGUUUUGUCCUCCCAUUUACCAUUAUAAUAUUCAUUUCCUUGUACCCAAAAGGAAAAAAAAUCCAGCAUUCUGAGUGUCUAUGUUGACUUUGAUAGUCCCUAUUUGGUGAUUUAGAAAAGGUUUUGUUUUUUGUUUUUUGUUUUUUGUUUUUUUAAUAUAAUGGCUGGAAAAUUGCAUCUUGGUACUUGUUUCUGUAAAUCAUUUAGUAUAAUUUUUUAGCUUUGCUGGUACUUUAUGCUUUGAUUCCAAGAAGCCUUGUACAAGUUGCCUUAUCCAAUGGCCAGCUAAAUUAAAGAUGUUGUUUUCUGUUUUGUGAAUCUUAUAGUUUUACUGUACAGAGCUCUUUUUAACUUCCAAAAAUCAGCACAUUCCACAGAAUGCCUAAAGUGCAUAAUUUUCCUUACAUGGUAGUUGAGGGAGAAAUAGUAUGGCUGUAGGUUCAGUCCUCACCUAUACACCUGGCUCAGUUCCAGAGCCCCUUAUAUUUUUUUUUCUUUAAAUAAAAUCACCAGGUACAUACAUUCCAAAUGUGUAAUCUGUCUUUUGCAUUUUCUCUUAACUCUUUCAAACGAUUUUAAUGGCAACCUAUAGAUUUUUCCUUCUUCUUCAGUUCCAUAUCAUACUUAUUAGGUAUGCGUAUUGGUACCAUAAGUCUAAACUGUUCCUCACUGCAGGGUCUUUGGGUCAGUUGCAAUAUUAGAAAGAAAAUUCAAAAUUUGGUAUAUGAUAAUGAUUAUUCAUUAUGUUAGCAUUGCCCCAAACCACAUAUCCUUCCCCAAAAAAUACUGAAUGUAUUUUUUGAAAACUCAUGCAUCCUAGUAUUAAGUAAUUGUUACCUUUAAUUUCACUUAUUUUGAAAAUUGGUACUCUUCUCUUGAAUUUCUUUUAGAAAAACAUCAACCAGCCCAGAUAGCUAGGAAAUUUCCAAGUAUUCUAGAGUGUUCUUCAUCUUUUCCUAGGAUAUGCUGUAUAAAACAUUCCUCCAAAAAUCCAAGACUUGUAGCAUUCUAAAAAGUGAUGAUUUCUCUUCUCAUUAAAUUCUGCUGAAUAAGUUAAGGGAAUGCAUUUCAAUUUGGUAAUUUAGUUCAUUAGCUUUUAUAUCUUGAGAUUCUUGUUUAACACUUUCUUUAAAGCUGAAAAAAACCCAGCUGAAUUUUGCAGUGCAUAUGUUUGCUAUCUUCACAUCCUGAGCCAUGGUGCAAUUUGAUUAUAUUUAGUUACAUAUAAUUUAAUGCAAAGAAAUUCUCAGUUCCCUAAUGCUCUGUGUAUGAGUGCCUAAUAGAAACACUAAUAGGAAUGUCAUAUAGGCCUCUGGCCUCUCUUUCCAUACAACCACUCUCUGUCUCUUUCUCUUUACCUUUCCAGCUAUUAAAUUCAUAAUUUCUUCAUUGGCUUUUCUUAAAUUUCCAAAGUACAAAAGCAAUCUUUGUACUGAUGUUGGGAUAAUGAAGACUUGUUUCUUUUUUUUUCAAAAUUUCAUUCUUUUAUACCGUGUUUUAAGAUUUUUCUCAACCCCCUACUCCAUUUUUAAAAAAUAUUUUCCAAUUAAUAACUAGUGGCUUUAUUUCCCAGUGAAAGUGAGAAAAACAAGAGAAUGCACAGUUCAGGGCAUGAGAUGAGAGAUCCUUAAAGGAGCUGAUCAGUUACUGAGGAGGAAGCCCGCACUAACGUAAGGGAUUGAGUUUUCUUUACCUGCAAUCAGCCCGCUAACUAUUCUAAGGCGGUUGUCUGAUUUCAGGAUCCUUUGAAGGGAAAAGGAGCUUUUAAAAAAUUAAAUACCUUAUUUGUUUUCUCUCUCUGGGAAUGAACACUUUUAAUUACUUAGCAAGAGGAUUCAGUUGUAUAACUUACUCUUUAAAAAAGAGCCACUCUUAAAUAGCUCUGAUUUUCUUGCUUCAAUUACAAAUAGAUGAGAGAAUGGACAAACGCUGUUGUUUGAUGUGAACACUUCGAUUUGUACGUGUGUGUGACUGAUAGAAUUUUACGAAGAGGAUCAUUGCCUCUUUUGUACAGCCAGGUACCAUGUGACUAAAUACACACAUGGCAAUCAACUACAGAAGGCCAAACGAGUUCAGUGGCCUGUGUGUCCUACAACCAGAUAUAAAACUGUCUUUCCCUCUGGUUGCCAUGCUCAUGUCACACUGAACUCGAAUUGCUCUAGAACAUCCUUCCUCUCUUACAGUGACUUCCAUGUAACACAGGUAAAGCCCUUUAUCUUAGGAAUUUCCUUAUCUUUCCAAAGUUUUCAAAAUGAAUCCUUCUAUUUGAGAGGAUGUUCAUGAGUUUGUAAUGAGGAAAGUGGAUGUUUACAAGUGGCUUAGUGACUACAGUCAGCUGUCAGAUGUUACCUUCCUGGCUUCCAUCUAAAAGGCUACAUGUCAAGCAUAUCCCCAAAUGAAUUUGUUACCUGUUACAAAAACAUCUUCAUCAACAUGUCUCAUUCUCCCCACCUCAAUCCUUGGUUUAUCAUAGUAGUAUUCUGAAAACUUUAAAAAAAAAAAUCAUUGAGUAGAAAAUAAACAUUUUAAGUUACUUUCCUUUUUCACUGGCAAUAAGUUAACACGUAAAAUUUUUUCCAUUAAAAUGUAACUUUUAAUAACUAUAUAUUAUAUAUGGAAUAAAAUAUAGGAGACUUAAUUAUAAGUAUAUAAAUGCAUCAAGACUCUGGUGUCAUGAAAGCACAAGAAUAAAGCUGGAGAUGGUCCCAGAAUCCAAGAUGACCCAAUAGCAUUUUGCAUCAAUUUCUCCCAUUUUUGGUAUUUUGCAUAAUGUAUGGAUCCUCAGUUCAAAUGAAGGAAAAUGUCUUAAUCAGCAUCAUUCCUACCUUUCCCUUGCUUAGGAGGUAGUAGGAAGUCUGUACUGUUUAUUUUUAUGAAUUCUAUGAUUUUGUCCAUGACCUCUCUAAUGAAAACAGGUUCUAGAAUAAAGGAGUUGAUUGGCCCAAAUAGUGCUAACUGAAGAGAGAAACAUGAGGGAGCAGCCUCUGUAAACACUGACCAAUUAGAUGUUUCCAUAAUUCCAUGUAUUAUGUAUAGUACAUGCUAUUGGUGUAAAUGUAAUGCUUGUUAAGAAAAGUGCAAUUUAUUGUACAUUGUCCCAACAAAUGUUUACUUUUAUAACAGUUAUGAACUUGGAUUAGUAUCUUGUUUUCCUGUGUGAAUGAAGCCUUGUGAAAUAAACAAAUUCAAGCAAGAAGGUAA
Messenger RNA from Canis lupus familiaris (dog), 8487 nucleotides. It is a transcript of the gene RABGAP1L, whose product is annotated as RAB GTPase activating protein 1 like. Bases 229 to 3528 code for a protein of 1099 amino acids. The record is from RefSeq and is a predicted model, not a curated record. The transcript has 27 exons. Lineage: Eukaryota; Metazoa; Chordata; Mammalia; Carnivora; Canidae.